AUGCACGCCAAGUCUGCUCUUCUGGCCGCCGCCCUGGGCUUGGCAACCACUGCCUGCGCCGACCAGGAAAGGCCCAAGAUCUACUUUCCCCGUCACGUCAAACGCCAGUUCACGAAUUCCACGAGCACGAGACCCGAAACUUUCCCAGCACCGGAGAGCACGCCCUUCGACUCGACAACAUCAAGCGGGCCGAGUUCGUCAUUUAGUGACUUCCUGACCAGCUUGACCGACACUCUCAAUCAGAAUCCGUCAUCCAGCGCUUCUUCAACAGAGAUCCCCGCCAUCACAUCACCCUCGCCCACGUCUACUGUCGCAUCGACCCAGCUUGUCUCUUCAGGAACCGCUGAAUCCUCUGUAUCGCUGUCCACCGCAACUCUUGCAGAUGGCAGUGUUACGACUGUUGUGAUCUCUAGCACCAUCGUCUUCGACCCAUCCACGGAGACGACGGCGAGCGGUGCGGCUUCCACCACUAGCCUCCCCCCCGUCAUCGUGCCUACAACGAGCGAAUCCUCUGCCGUUGCGACAAGCGAUGCCCCCACAACCUCACCUCUGCCGACCACGACGCCUACGCCGACGGCUGAAAGCUCCGCUGCCGCAACAACCCCGACGACUACCCCCGAGUCGUCCGCUGCUGCCGUUCAGUCUACCCCAUCCCCGGAAUCUUCUGUCCCUCAGUCAUUCACCGCCCCCGAGUCGGCGACUUCAGUGGCUCAGUCAUCCAACAUUGCAGAGACCACGCCGGCAGCUUCUAGUGCCGUCGAGUCUACCGCCGCAUCCGCGACUGAGGUGAACUCGACUCAGCCCACUGACGCUGCUCGUGUGUCAAGUGCCCCCGGUUCAAGCACUGUCGUUGCGCCAACCUCGGAGGCCGUCACGAGCUCAGCCGGCCCUGCUAGCUCUGAGAUUGCCAACAGCAGCAAUAUGGCUGCUCCCACAACCCAGGCCGGGUCUACUUCAGUGCCGGAGACGACUCUCUCCAUCUCUUCCUCCGGUAUCUUGCUUGCCCCGACUGGUGUCGUGAGUGAGACAUCAACUUCGGAGUCCAAGACCUCUGCUGCGGAGUCGACUUCGAUUCCCGAACAGCAAACUUCCGGCGUCGUUGCUUCGAGCGUUGCUCCCAGUGUCAACAUUACGGAGCCCGCAGUGUCCACUUCAGCCCAAUCCGUCUCACUGCCUGCCGAAACCACCUCCGCUGCCGUUCAAUCCUCUGCUCCCGCCGAGAACGCCUCCACAGAUGCUACUAUUUCCGCCACUCGCCUGCCAACUUCAGUUGCUUCUUCCGAGGCCCCUCAGACAACGAAGCCUACGAACCCGCUGGAGCCAAUUGUUUCCCUGAUAUCCAGCGAAGUCCCCAUCAUCAACGCAACCUCUGCCGAGCCCCCCGCCGCUUCGUCCUCUGCCGCUUCGUCCGACGUCCCUAUCCCGACGCCCACUGCUCUCCCAUCGCCAACUGAUCGUACCACGACAUCGGCAGUGCCUACCGACCCCAUUGUGAAUCUUACCUCGGCACUUGAGAUCUCGACUGAGCCGACUACGUCCGUGCCGGUUCCUAGCGACCCUGUUGUUAACAUCACUUCCUCAACCGAGCUCCCCGUGUCGGUUCCCACCACUGUGCUUUCUUCUACGGAGGGCAUAAUCAACGCUACAUCGACAGAGAUUCCUGUGGGAGAAACGUCAACUAGUAAGCCGGUUACUUUGACUAACAGCAUUGUCACGUCUGCACCCACAACUACAGCGACUGGUUCCGUGGAGCCCAUCCCUGUCAACUCCACUUCGACGGAGGUUCCCAUUACUAGCGGACUCCCCACAACAACCGAGCUCCCUUCUUCUGUGACUUCCAUUAGCAACACCACCGAUGCUGAGAGUGCGACCUCUGUUCCGGCGUCCACUGCUUCUAUCCCGCCGACAACCAUCGCAAACGAGACUGCUCCUGUGACCGAGACAUCCGUUCCGGUUACCUCCCAGCCUACGACGACUCAGCUUCCGGUUGCUACAUCGACUGCCAUCCCCGUCAACACUACCGAAACGCCUGUUGUUGAGACCACACCUACGGUAUCGACUCCUCCUGCCUCGACCACACCCGUCAUCACCAGCAUUCCUGCCACGGCUACGAUCACGGACUCCGAGUCCUGGCUUCCUACCACCAUCAUCGUGGAGCAAUCCACCUCAAUCAGCACUCCUACCGAGGCUCUGGCCCCCACGACGACAGCACCGUUGCCCUCUGACCUCCCCAAGGUCAUCAGCCCGCCUGACCCUAACGUUGAGAAGCCGAAAGACUCCACCCUUCUGCAAAUUGGCUUCUUGCAUGGCGAGAACUACCAGCAUGUCAGCAAGAACCCCAACGCUGCAGCUCAGAUCUUCAGCUGUCUUCCCAAGGCUUUGGCCGACGCCGCCGGUCUCGACCUGACCCAGAUCAAGAUGCAGAAGCUUGUUCCUUACGACACAUCUCAGACUCUCGGCUACAUUACUACCCUGGCCAGGUUCUACUAUCCUACUAGCAUGGUUGACACCCUGCGCAUGGAUAUCAAGAUUCCUAACUCUGCCAUCUACAACAACCCUGACCAGCUUGUCUUCAACCUCACUCAGAACAUCAACCCUGCCAUUGAAAUUAUUCCGGGUAUGGAGGAUGACCCCAAUGCCACUGGUGACGGCGGCUCAUCGUCCACCGAUGCUGCCAACCCUAACGACCCUUUCAACAACGAUAAUAACGAGCAGACCCCCAUCCAGAAGGGCACUGCUGCGGCUAUUGGUAUCGGUGCUGUUGGUGUUGCUGCUGCGUACGGCGCCGCCAUGUUCAUCAUUGCUCGUCGCUACAAGCAAAAGAAGCAGGCCCACCGCCGCGCUAGCUCCCUCACCUCGUCUGAAAUGCGUUACACUGGUGCGGGCAGCCCUCCGAUGAUGGGCGGGGCUUUGAUGAGCAGGGACUUCUCUAACUACGGUGGAAUCGCCGGUGGCCGAGACAGUCAUGGCAGUGGCCGCACGAACCGCAGCGGCCCGGGUAAUUCAGCAAGGACCGCGAUCAUCUCUGCCCCCGUUGCUGCUGAGAAUUCACUCGGUUGGAAUUGA
Messenger RNA from Colletotrichum siamense, 3066 nucleotides. RefSeq lists its product as uncharacterized. Gene Ontology annotation, molecular function: osmosensor activity. Gene Ontology annotation, biological process: osmosensory signaling pathway via Sho1 osmosensor; hyperosmotic response; establishment of cell polarity. NCBI's taxonomy places the organism in Eukaryota, Fungi, Ascomycota, Sordariomycetes, Glomerellales, Glomerellaceae. Gene Ontology annotation, cellular component: cell surface; plasma membrane; extracellular region. The transcript has a single exon. The record is from RefSeq and is a predicted model, not a curated record. The coding region runs from base 1 to 3066 and encodes 1021 amino acids.